AUGAACGGAACGGAUAUAAAAUCGCUUCACGCCCAGUUACAAAGGGAACGAAUGAUGAGGGAAAACGCUGAGCGUGAAUUACAUCAUCUAAAGGGGUACACAUCCGAUUUGACACGUAACCUACAAUAUUCCUAUUGGGUGAUCUCACAAUUGCAACAAGCAAUCAGAUUAAAUAAUAUUAAUCAAGCUGAGAACGCGGUGGCUUCAGAGUUACAAGAAAAAAUUGAUCGAUUGCAACAAGAAAACGAUUUGCUGAGGAAAUCCUUGCAAUCGAAUGACUUAAAAGUCGAGUGCAAAACUGAAGAGAAAGUGACGGAUGGUUUUGAUGUCAAUGAAAUAUAUGGAACGAAGAACGAGUUAUUGUUGAUGGCCCUCAAUUACGAUAUGACCAGUAGGCCGAAGGAGUCGGCCAAUAAUUCAUGA
Molecule: messenger RNA, 423 nt
Organism: Cooperia oncophora
Lineage: Eukaryota; Metazoa; Nematoda; Chromadorea; Rhabditida; Trichostrongylidae
Source: the annotation of a GenBank genome assembly